GCCUGCUGUUUCCUGGGAAGAUCAUGAAACGAGGUCGACUUCCCAGCAGCAGCGAGGAUUCUGACGACAAUGGCAGCUUGUCAACCUGGUCCCAGCAUUCUAGGCAUCGGAGGAGUUCAUGCUCCAGGCAUGAAGAUCGGAAACCGUCAGAGGUGUUCAGAACAGACCUGAUCACUGCCAUGAAGCUGCCUGACUCUUACCAGCUGAACGCGGAGGAAUACUAUGUGCUGGCAGAUCCCUGGAGACAGGAAUGGGAGAAAGGGGUUCAGGUGCCAGUCAGUCCAGGGACCAUCCCAGAGCCUGUUGCCAGGGUUGUGUCCGAAUCAAAAGCAGUUACAUUUACGAGACCUCGGAAAUACAUCCUUUCCUCAGGUUCUGAGCCCCCCGAACUUGGUUAUGUCGACAUUCGAACAUUGGCGGAGAGUGUAUGUCGCUAUGACCUUAAUUACAUGGAUGUAGCUUGGUUGGAAUUGGCCAAUGAAGAAUUUAAAGACAUGGGGAUGCCUGAAUUGGACGAAUACACCAUGGAGAGAAUUAUGGAAGAAUUUGAACAGCGAUGCUACGACAACAUGAAUCAUGCUAUUGAGACUGAGGAAGGGCUUGGAAUCGAGUAUGAUGAAGACGUUGUCUGUGAUGUUUGCCAGUCUCCAGACGGCGAAGAUGGCAAUGAGAUGGUGUUCUGUGACAAAUGCAAUAUUUGUGUUCAUCAGGCAUGCUAUGGAAUCCUUAAGGUCCCAGAAGGCAGUUGGUUAUGCCGAACCUGUGCUCUUGGUGUUCAGCCAAAGUGUUUGUUGUGUCCCAAGAAAGGUGGAGCCAUGAAGCCAACGCGAAGUGGGACUAAGUGGGUCCACGUUAGCUGCGCCCUUUGGAUUCCUGAGGUGAGCAUUGGCAGCCCAGAAAAGAUGGAGCCUAUCACAAAGGUCUCCCAUAUUCCCAGCAGCAGAUGGGCUCUGGUGUGCAGUCUUUGCAAUGAGAAGAUUGGGGCAUCCAUACAGUGUUCGGUGAAAAAUUGCCGCACAGCUUUCCACGUCACUUGUGCAUUUGACCGUGGCUUAGAAAUGAAAACCAUUCUGGCUGACAAUGAUGAAGUUAAGUUCAAGUCGUACUGCCCAAAGCAUAGCUCCACUAAGAAGCCAGAUGAGGAAAACCUAAGUGAAUUCAUCAGCCAGGAGAAUGAGAACGGAGACCAGGACAAUUCCCCUCCUGCUCACCUUGAGCCAUUUGACAACAUGGAUCAAAACCAGGAGGAAGCCCACAGAGUGAGCGUUCGCAAGCAGAAGCUUCAACAACUGGAGGAUGAGUUCUAUGCCUUUGUCAAUGCUUCAGAAGUGGCCAAAGCCCUGCAGCUUCCAGAAGACUCUGUAGAAUUCCUGUAUCAGUACUGGAAGCUGAAGAGGAAAUCUAACUUCAACAAACCUUUGAUCACCCCAAAGAAAGAUGAGGAGGACAAUCUGGCCAAACGGGAACAGGAUGUUCUGUUCAGGAGACUACAGCUUUUCACCCAUCUUCGGCAGGAUUUGGAAAGGGUACGAAAUCUUACAUACAUGGUGACCCGACGGGAAAAAAUUAAAAGAUCUGUUUGCAAAGUCCAGGAACAGAUUUUCAAUCUCUACACAAAUCUUAUGGAACGUGAAAGAGUUUCAGGUAUGCCCUCCUCCUUUUCUACUAUGGAAAAUAUGGUGCUCUUCAACAGUUCACCUUCGGGACCAGAUGCACCUAAGAUAGAGGAUUUGAAGUGGCAUUCAGCUUUCUUUCGGAAGCAAAUGGGCAUGUCUUUGAGUCAUUCAUUGAAAAAGACGCAGAAGAGAGAACGAAUGAGGCACAAUGACAAACCUUUGCUCAAGCAGCCCAGCCAAAGGGAAGGCCUUGAGACUCCAGCUAGCUUUUUCAGCUUUGAAAAGACCUUUGCAGAAGCACAAAUUGGAUCAGCACAACAGAAGAAUGGGGUUGUCACGGCAGACCACAGGAAGAGAAGAGACAAUCAUUCCCAUUGUGACCUGACGAAGGGAGGACUGAAGGAAAAACCUUCCAAACACAUCCCCAAACCGCUGAGGUCUAACGAACUCACUCAGAGGCAACUGGAAAAUAAAAAGGCAGUGAACCACCCGAGUGGGAGGUCAGCGCCUGGAACCAGGAGGGAUACGGUGCCUAAAUACAAUGGAUCCUUUUGCAAAAUAAACUGUCACCCAACUCCAGUGAAAGUGCCUACGACACCAAGAAGCCCUGUGAAAAACUGGGGAGGAUUCCGAAUUCCAAAGAAAGGGGAGAGGCAACAGCAGGGGGAAGGGCAGGAGGACCCAUGCCGACAAAUCUCUAACUACCAUUACUCGGGCUUGGGUCGCAUUUCGCCGAAGGACAGGGCAAAAAACAACCUAAAGGUGGACAGCGAGAACGACGGGUAUACCCCUGAUGCUGAAAUGAGCGAUUCAGAAACUGAGGUGGCUGAGAACAAAUGCCGGCAGCCGAGGCUUGGUUCAAACAGCACUAUUGCUCGGAGGACAGACAUUAUUAGGAGAAGCAUCCUCGCCUCCUGACUGGAGAGUGAAACAUUGUAGUAGCACUGGAAGUCGGUGAUGUUCCCAGCC
Molecule: messenger RNA, 2585 nt
Organism: Euleptes europaea (tarantolino)
Lineage: Eukaryota; Metazoa; Chordata; Lepidosauria; Squamata; Sphaerodactylidae
Gene: JADE1
Product: jade family PHD finger 1
Exons: 10
Coding region: 24-2534 (836 amino acids)
Biological process (GO): regulation of transcription by RNA polymerase II
Cellular component (GO): histone acetyltransferase complex
Source: RefSeq, a predicted model, not a curated record